CUCUAGAAAGUUCCAAGCAAGGCCUCAAUCUACUACACCAUUUCAAGUGAAAAAUGUCUAUUGUAGCAGAAGCUCCCGGUUUCAUUCAGGUCUUUUCUGAUGGUUCUGUGAAACGCUUUGAACAUGAAAUAGCACCUGCCUCUCAAGAAUCAGCUGGUGGAUACAAGUCUAAGGAUGUGACCAUUGACCCAUCAAAACCAAUAACUGGUAGGAUUUUCCUUCCUGAUACCCCAGGAUCCUCCACCCUGCUUCCAAUUCUUGUUUAUUUUCAUGGUGGUGGGUUUUGUAUUGGCUCAACCACAUGGCUUGGCUACCAUCAUUUCCUAGGAGAUUUAUCUGUUGUGUCACAAUCCAUUGUCCUUUCUAUUGACUACCGUUUGGCACCUGAACACCGCCUCCCUGUAGCUUAUGAUGAUUGUUAUAGCUCUCUGGAAUGGCUAUGUAGCCAAGUUACUAGUGAACCAUGGUUCAAGCAAGCUGAUCAUUCUCAUGUCUUUCUCUCUGGAGACAGUGCUGGAGGGAACAUUGUGCAUCAGGUUGCUAUUAAAGCAAUGAGGAACAAUGAUUUACAUGUUAAGAUUAAAGGAUUAUUGUUGAUACAUCCUUAUUUUGGCAGUGAAGAAAGGACUGAUAGAGAAGGGGCUGAUAGUGCAGCUGGCUAUGUUGCAAUGAAUGACAUGUUUUGGAGACUAAGCAUACCUGAUUGGUCAAAUCGUGAUUACUUUGGAUGUAACUUUGAGAAGCAAGAGGUGUCUGAAGCUGAAUGGAGAGAGUUUCCUGCUGUGGUGGUUUAUGUUGCUGGCUUGGAUUUCUUGAAGGAAAGAGGAACGAUGUACACUAAGUUUUUGCAGAGGAAAGAAGUGAAGAAGGUGAAACUUGUGGAAACGGAGAGGGAGAGUCAUGUCUUUCAUGUGUUUUAUCCCAAAUCUGAGGCAACUCGUUUGCUCCAGCGACAGAUGAGCGAGUUCAUGAAAGACAACUAACUUCUUGGCUGGCUAGUCACUAUUGUAGGCAGAUUAAUGCUGUUAGCUUCUGAAUAAAUCAUAGAAACUGAAGCAUAAGUAAUCUACUAUGCUGGACAUUAGUGAAUAGUGACCUCGUUAUAGAAAUGCCCAUAAACGGUGAUAACAUUGUCUGCAUCGAAGCUUAAUCAAUGGGCAUGAGAAUUGAGAAGGGAUGAGCAAACAUCAAAUUCUGAAAAUAUUGAACUAAGUCAAUAUAAUGUUGGUGGUUAUUAUACAGUUGGGCAGCCCCCAUUAGAUGACUUCCUAUGUAUAUACAGGAAAACAUCUCACUCCGAACCUCUGAAGGCAGUCUAGGGCCGCUGCUAACAUUUGUAUUUGGCAUUCAUUUUCGAACUUCAACAUGAUCAAGGCAAUCCUAGUCAUCGUCAGUGCUCAUAAAACCCCCAAUGAAGCCAGCACCAUUGCAAUUCUACAAAACAUCUCCUUCUCGCCACUGUCAAAAAACAUACCUAGCAAGUGAUUCAAGGAUGCGAAAAGCUCAAUACAGAAGGCUGAAAGACCCCUUAGUUUUUCCUAUACAC
Molecule: messenger RNA, 1546 nt
Organism: Durio zibethinus
Lineage: Eukaryota; Viridiplantae; Streptophyta; Magnoliopsida; Malvales; Malvaceae
Product: putative carboxylesterase 17
Molecular function (GO): hydrolase activity
Source: RefSeq, a predicted model, not a curated record